Messenger RNA from Plasmodium cynomolgi strain B, 2784 nucleotides. RefSeq lists its product as hypothetical. Bases 1 to 2784 code for a protein of 927 amino acids. The record is from RefSeq and is a predicted model, not a curated record. The transcript is spliced from 3 exons. NCBI's taxonomy places the organism in Eukaryota, Apicomplexa, Aconoidasida, Haemosporida, Plasmodiidae.
AUGGAUGGAGAACAGAAUGGGAAAUUCAAUCCUCCCAUGUCCAAUGCUGAAGAAGCGCAACCUAUUGACUUCCUACAACUAAAUAAGGACAAUUACGACAUGUUAAAACACACACAGUCUGAGUUUUACAAUGUAACACACGAAUGCUUGAUCCACCUGUUUAAGCUACUGUGUCGAGAUAAAAUUCUUGUGGUGCAGAAUAACACAAAUGCCAUAAAUAUAGGCAGCUUGAAAAAAGGGUCCCAAUUAAGUACAACGCUUGCCUUACAAAUUAAGGGAUGCCUUGAGAGGGAGCUCUCUAAGUCUAACUCACCAUCCGCUAUCUCUGUUGAGGAAUCACCCAACCAUGUUCUUCACAAAACGGGGGAAUCAAAGAGUCUGUCGGAGGGUAGGCACUCUUCCUACUGUGACUCCUUCAGGGAGCCUCUGUCGACCCCAGAUGCGAUUGCCACGCAGGAUCGACAUAGUAGUAGAUUUCCUGCUUUAGGCCCCGUGUCUGCGAACUGCAACAAAGAGGGAGCACCUAAUGGAGAGAAAAAAAGGAACAUUCAGGAUGCUUCUUCGGAGGAAGGGCAAGAGGAAGAAAAAGAAGGGGAUUUAUUACCUGAACGGGCAAGGGGAAAAAGGGAGGAAAGCUUUACGCAGGGAAUCCAGCAGGGUAUCGCGCAGGGCAUCGAGCAGGGCAUCGCUCAGCAUAUCACACAGGAUAUCGCGAAGAGUGUCAUACAAAGGGGCCCCCCCGGAAAAGGCAACACCCGCAGCUGCACCGGUGCAAAGACCACCAAGCGCGCGCCAAAACAGUCGGAUUUGAUCAUCGAGCGGAUGCAGGAGUGGACACGAGGAGGAAACCCCGAGAGGAGAAAAAACACCACCAGUGGUAGAACCAGGGAGAAGGCAGAAAAAAAAAGAAAAAGAAAGAAAAAAGCAACUGCCUCCCAGUGCCUUAACAGUCAGACCCUCUGCUCCAAACACAACCUUUAUGAGCUGUUUGAAAAAUACAAUGUAAGGGACGGAUUUAAGCACGAUGUCAUUCAGACUAAUAUUGAUCCCAAUUGCAGUUACGUUAAUGUAAAUUACCUGAACAGGGCAUUCUUUAGGGAAAGUAAAUAUGCCAUCUGCGCUUUUCAUUUUAAUAAAUUUUCUUAUGUGCAAACCAUGGCCGAUUUGAAGUUCACUCCGUAUGAACUGACCAAACAGAUGAGGAAUCAAUUUGUGCGGGACAGCUGUCCGUACGUGACGUACUCGCCGAAUUUGCAGCCCAGUCGGAUACUCAAGGGGGCGCCCUCCAGCGGGGGAGGCAUCGGGGGAGGCAGCGUAAAAGGCAGCGGAGAAGACAGCGCAAAAGGCAGAGGCCAAGACAGCGCCGGCGAUGUGCGCGAAUUCCCCAACCACAAUGAGAAACUCUUUUACGAACAGAGCGCCUUUAAUUUUCCGGCAUUGCUGCUAAACCUGCUGGACGAGAAAGAAAGCGCCGCGACGGCUGAAAGGGGAAGAAGCAUCACGCAGGGGCAUGGGGAGGUGAAGAAAAAAUGUCAAGGCAAUAAACGUAGUGACAGCGUAGAAGAACAGGAAGGACCCCCCAUCGAAGUGAACCCUAAUUACGACCAAUUCGGUCAGAUCACCAAUUUUCUGUCCCCAAAUGAGGGUUACACAUUUGACGCGCUGGGAGAAUUAAACAGACACGUAGAGGGAGAUAACGACUAUCAACAGAGCGAGCCGCAAAGCAGUGCAAGCAAUGUGGACCCCUUUGAGCAAAAUUGGGGAAAAAAAAAAAAAAACGAAAAGAGGUUAAAGAAACUCUGCGAGGAUGUCUCCAAAGAGUUGAACAAAUGCGUAUCUGUAAAAAAUUUCCUCUUUUACGACGCGCCCAUUUGUUUCUGCCUGUAUGGAAAUGACCUGAAUAAUAAAAGGCAAUACAACACCUACAUUAAUUCAUAUACGUUCCUUUUUGACGUGGUACGUUUUUUCGGCAACAAUACUGCAGUUGGGAAUGAAAUUGGGCGACUUUACCUGCAUGACCGUGUGUCAUUUGUGUGUGAAAAGGAAAAUGCUGAAAUGGCACCCCAUUGCUUAAGUGAAGAAGGCGAUCAGAAUGGGCAAAAUUUACGCAAAGAAGAAUCUUCCCCCCAAGUUGGUGGAACAACCGAUGGGGACCCCUUCUGGGAGGACGACCCCUUCGUGCGACUGAGACGUGCCAGUCGUAUCAACCGUUUGGGAAGCAGGGACGGACUCCCCAAUUACGAUCACCUGUUGCAUAAAUUCAAAAGGAGUGGACUAUUCUUCAUGAGCAAAGACAUCACGUACCAAACAUUUCAACACAUGCUGCAGAAUGAGUACUACAUUCCCGUGCCGAAAUAUUUGAAGAACGACAUAAAAAUGAAGGAACAAAAUUUCCAGUGCACACCUGCCAGCUGCUUCAAAAAUCAUGCCAUAGGGUUUUACAACAAAAAAUUAUCGGAUGUAUUCAAUUCCAUCGACUUUGGUGAUAUAAAAAAUUUCGACAUGCACCAGUAUAUCUACCACGAAUAUUUUAACCUUUCGGGCAUUCAGACAGGCACCACUGGAAGUGCUACUUUGGAUAAGUACAUAGACCAUGGAGAGGGGAAGUAUAGCAAUUCCCCUACCUUGGGUGGUUUUAAGGGAGGAUACAAAAUGGAUUGCACUCUGUUGAACAAGCUAUAUAAGUUGUGGCCUAGUGACUCCCACAGCUGCGAAUCCAAGGGGGAUUACUUGGAAAUGAUGAAGACGCUUGAAAACAGGAAAAAGGUUAUCUUUCACAAGUAG